Molecule: messenger RNA, 2942 nt
Organism: Rosa chinensis
Lineage: Eukaryota; Viridiplantae; Streptophyta; Magnoliopsida; Rosales; Rosaceae
Product: lysine-specific demethylase JMJ25
Exons: 15
Coding region: 76-2814 (912 amino acids)
Biological process (GO): regulation of transcription by RNA polymerase II
Cellular component (GO): histone deacetylase complex; chromatin
Molecular function (GO): chromatin DNA binding; histone H3K9 demethylase activity; transcription coregulator activity
Source: RefSeq, a predicted model, not a curated record
AGUAAGACUAGUGCCUCCUUCUUCCCUUGGAAGUAUCAAACCCUGCUCAGCCGCCGCCGACGACGACGAGUUUUGAUGAAGAGAGACGGCGUUAAGCAACCUUAUGAUGACCCAGAACCUACAUUUCCAGAGAAAGACGAGGACUUUUUAGAAAACCAGAGUCACAUGGCUGAGAUUGUGCAGAAGAAGCGUAGUACUAGGAAGAGAGCUACAGGGAAGGGAUUGGCAGCCGUGAAUGGCCCAAGGGAUUGUGAGAAAGGAGUUCUAUCAUGCACUGCCAACUGGGGUCGGAAGCGGUUUAGGCGCGUGAGACCACGCAACGCUGCAAAGUGGAUUGAGGAUUGUUUAGAGUGCCUUCACUGUCAGGGGAAUGAUGAGGGCAGAGUUGUUUGCUGUGGAAGUUGCAAAAGAAAAUGGUAUCCUCAGAUGUUAGAGGAUGCCAUUGCUGAGGCUUGUCCUGGAUGCUGUAGUAAUUGCAGUUGCAAAGCAUGUUUGUGUGCAGCUUCUAGAAAUUUGAAGAAACAGCCGGAGUUGAAAAUUAGCAAAGAGGAAAAACUUGAGCACUCUAAGUAUUUGCUUCAAGCAUUGCUUCCACUAUUAAAACGACUUAACGAUGAGCAACUGAUUGAGAUGGAGAUGGAGGCUAGGAGACAAGGGCUGUCUGUUUCGGAGUUAAAGAUCCAAAGGUCAAACUGCUCUUAUGAUGAGCGUGUGAAUUGUAACAACUGCAAAGCUUCAAUUGUUGAUUUGUAUAGAAGCUGCAAUUUAUGCUCAUAUGAUCUCUGCCUAACGUGUUGCCGGGAGAGUCGAGAUCGACACCUGGAUGGAGGUGGGAAGGAAGUGACUAUGGUGUAUAUCAAUCAGGACCUAGAACAUUUGCAUGGUGGAAAGGGGAACAUAGCAGAACUACUGUUUGAACCUAGCCCCAAGUGUCAUGUAAGGUUAAAAUCUGAAUGGAAAUCCAAUGAAGAUGUUAGCAUCCUUUGCCCUCCAGAGGAUAGGGAUGGCUGUGGUCAUGGUCAUCUGGAAUUGAGAUGCAUGUCUUUUGAAAAUAAGGUCGGUGAGUUGGUACAGAAAGCAGAAGAGAUGGCUGAAAUUUACAAACUUAAGCAUGCGGCAGAAACUUCUGCACAGUGGUGUUCAUGUUUCAAUUCUUUGGAUGUUUUUGAUUCAAUCAGCAACACCAAAAAGUUAAGGAAAGGAGAUUCUCAAGAGGAUUUUGAUGACAACUAUUUGUACUGCCCAAGAGCUGGAAAUAUCCAACGUGAGGAUCUUAAGCAUUUCCAAUGGCAUUGGCUCAGGGGUGAGCCUGUGAUUGUUAGCAAUGUAAUUGAAACUACAUCAGGUAUGUGGCCUGCUUGUCGUCAGAUGCAACAGACUAUGCAUGGUAAAUAUUUAACAAUCAAGGCCAUUGAUUGCCUGGAUUGGUGCAAGCAAGAUAUCAGUAUCCAUGAAUUUUUUACUGGAUAUGCAAAGGGGUGGUUUGAUUGGAAAAUGGGGCCUCAAAGGCUAAAACUGAGAGAUUGUGCUCCAGCGAGUUUGAUUGAGGAGCACCUUCCUCAUCAUGGUGCUGAGUUUAUCUAUGGCUUGCCAUUUAAGGAAUAUACUCAUCCUCACAGUGGGUUUCUUAAUCUUGCUGCUAAAUUCCCUGAGGAGUGUGGGAAGCCUGCUUAUGGCGUUGGGCAGGAGCUUGGACGUGAAGAUUCUGUGACUAAGCUUCAUUGCAAUAUAUCUGAUGUGGUGAAUGUUUUGACACAUACUGCUGAAGUGACCCCUAAUUCUCAACAACUUCGUACAGUAGAAAGGCUAAAAAAAGCGCAGAUUGAGCAAGAUAGAAGAGAAACUUUAGGAAACUGUCACUCUGCGGAUGGCAAUGUUGAUGGUGGAAAUCUUUCAAACUAUUCCAGAUCUGAAAAUAAUGUAGACGGUGGUGCUUUAUGGGACAUUUUUCGGAGACAGGAUGUUCCAAAACUACAGGAAUAUUUCAGGAAGCACUUCAACGAGUUCAGGCACACAUACUGCUGUCCGUCCCAACAGGAAAACUUGUGGAUGGAGUGGGAUGGAAUCGAUUGUGUGCUCAACAUUUUCAGCCUGCAUGAUCCUUUUGCUUGGCCGAAAAUGUGGAAAAUUGUUGAACUUUUACCUGACUCGGGAGCACAAAAGGAAGCUGAAAGAGGAAUGUGGUUAGUUAUGCAGAUUAUAUUUUGGACAUACUUCUUAAUAGGAAUCGAACCAUGGACAUGUAUCCAGAAACUUGGGGAUGCUAUCUUUGUUCCUGCAGGCUGUCCAUAUCAAGUCAGAAACUUGAAGUCAUGCAUUAAAGUUGCAGUUCAAUUUGUCUCACCUGAAAGUGUUGGCGAUUGCUUUCGUUUGACUGAAGAAUGCCGCACGCUUCCAAAAGAUCACGGGGCUAAAGAGGAUAAAUUGGAGGUGAAAAAAAUGAUUGUGCAUGCUAUGCGGGAAGCUGUGGAUAUUUUGGAUCAGAGUGUGAGGGUUAGACAAGCAAAGAGAGAGGAAGUUGGACAAAGACAGCAAGUACAGAGCAGAAAGGAGGGGGAAGUUCAAGCUGACGAGGAGCAGCCAACAAUGUCAUCACAUCCAGCACAGUUCCCUCUUGAUCUUGUUACAGCAAUGCAGCGGCUAGAUGACCUCGUGGAGCGCUUUUCAGAUUUUGAACACUUGGAAGAGAGAGAUAGAAUAAUGAAUCCGGAAUACCAGUUCUUAUGUUCAGAGUUCAUGAAUUUAUCUUCACAUCUUGGUUAUGCAACUCAGGUGAAAGAGUCUGCCAUUCCACCAUCCUAUCAGCAACACUAAAAUCUAUGGUCCAAAAGAUUAUAUUUUUUAAUGGUUUCUUGGAUGAGGUAUAUCUUUAACCUUCACUGUGUGGCGACAAUUGGUUUGCUGUCCGUAAUACUUUUUGCUUCUAUAAAUGAUAGUGAUCA